Messenger RNA from Rhincodon typus (whale shark), 384 nucleotides. Its product is annotated as lysozyme C-2-like. The record is from RefSeq and is a predicted model, not a curated record. Gene Ontology annotation, molecular function: lysozyme activity. Bases 1 to 384 code for a protein of 127 amino acids. The transcript is spliced from 2 exons. Lineage: Eukaryota; Metazoa; Chordata; Chondrichthyes; Orectolobiformes; Rhincodontidae.
AUGAAGACACUCCUGCUUCUCAGUCUCCUGCUUAUGUCGAUAGAUGCUAAAGUCUAUGAGAAGUGUGAAUUUGCCCGGAUUUUGAAGGAUAAGGGAUUAGAUGGAUUUCACAGACACAGAUUGACGGACUGGGUGUGUAUGGUUGAAAUUGAAAGUGGAUACAACACAGCAUUAAAAAGACAUUAUCGCAAUCUUGGAAUAAUCACAUCAACUAACUAUGGGAUUUUCCAGAUUAACAACAAGGAGUGGUGUGAUGAUGGUACACCUGCGUUCAGCUACAAUCUCUGUCAGAUCAAGUGUAGCAGUAAGUCAACCAAUGCUACUUCAAUCUUGCUUUUAGCUUGUAUCUGCUGUGGCUCCAUAAGUAACACUCUCAACCUCUAG